AAUUUGAUAAUGAGCGGUAGAAAAUGAUUCCAGUGCAUCAUAUAGGUUUCUCUUCCCAUGCUCAAAGUCAAAAGUGUUUCUUAGGCAGGGAUUUUAAGGUGAAGAAGCUGUAAGUUUGUUUUUAGUAAGGCCUACCAUACCUUGUGAUUGUUUUUUCCUAUAUUGUUCGAUGAGAACAUAGCAUGCCGGUCGGGUUGGGUUGGGUUGGGUUGGGUUUGUGUCUCGGUCUCUGUCUCAUUCCUUCUCCAGCAAGAACCCCACUUGCUCAACCACAAAUCAGAUCUUUCCCUCUCUGAUUUCUACUCCUCUUUCUCAACCCCAAAUCAGAUCUCUUCUCCUCCAGCCAUGUCCACUAAACCCCAUCAUGCCCUUCUCUCUCUCUUCCUACUCCUCCUCUCUCUGUCUACCCCCCUCCCCUCUUCUGCAGAGAUCAAAUCCCUAAGAAUCGAAUCCGACUCCCGCCCCAUGAUCCAAUUUGAGAAGUUUGGUUUUACCAUUAAAGGCCAUGUCCUAAUCUCAGUUUCUCGAGUUUCAUGGAAAUCUCCCAAAAACCAUGUCACUGAUCUCUCUCAAAUGGGUUUCUUCCUCUUAUCUGAAGAACAGCUUAUGCAGGUCAUGAUCGAGAUGGAGCAAACCGAUCGAUUUUGCGUUCUCUCGAGCCAAUACAUCAAAUACCUCUUCAGUUUCAACGAUUUGGGCCCCGAAUUCAACUAUAACCACUCGUAUCCGGUCUCUGUUCCUGAUGAGUACAGUCUAGUCUUUGCAAACUGCAACCCCAAUGUCGAGGUUUCAAUGAAUGUGCACACUGAGAUGUACAAUUUGGAGGGAGAAACCAAGGAUUAUCUUCCUGCUGGUCAGACCCAACUUCCCAAAUUGUAUUUUAUCUUCUUCCUUUCCUAUGUUGCUUUUAUGGGGGUUUGGAUCUAUGUUUGCAUGAAGAAUAAGGUCUCAGUUCAUAGAAUUCAUUUGGUAAUGGGGGCUUUGAUCGCUGUGAAAGCUUUGAAUCUGGUCUGUGCGGCUGAGGAUAAGUAUUAUGUUAAGAGAACUGGAACCCCACAUGGAUGGGAUAUUGUUUUCUAUGCCUUUCAAUUUCUUAGGGGGAUCAUGCUUUUCACAGUAAUUGUUCUUAUAGGAACUGGGUGGUCUUUUUUGAAGCCAUUCCUUCAAGAGAGAGAGAAAAAGGUGCUCAUGAUUGUGAUCCCAUUACAAGUUAUUGCCAAUAUUGCAUCUGUUGUUACUGGAGAAACUGGUCCAUUUAUUAAGGAUUGGGCUACUUGGAACCAGGUGUUCUUGCUCAUUGAUAUUGCGUGUUGUUGUGCUAUUAUUUUCCCUAUCGUUUGGUCGAUUAGGACCCUUAGGGAGGCCUCAAAAACUGAUGGGAAAGCGGCGAGGAACCUCGCGAAAUUGACCCUUUUCAGGCAAUUCUAUAUGGUGGUUGUUGGUUACUUGUAUUUCACUAGAAUUGUGGUUUUUGCACUCAAGACCAUUACAGCUUACAAGUACAAAUGGGUUAGCACUGCUGCCGAGGAGGCUGCGAGCCUUGCUUUCUACAUGUUUGUGUUUUAUAUGUUCAGGCCAGUGGAGAGGAAUCAGUACUUUGUUUUGGAUGAUGAUGAAGAGGAGGCGGCAGCUCAGGCGAUCUUGCAAGAUGCAGAGUUUGAGUUGUAGAGAGAGAGAAAGAGUCCGGGAUUGGAAGCUUAACAUCUUCACCUUGAUCAUGAAUUCUUGAUAGUCUGCUAGGUAUCAAGCAUAUUUUUCUCUUAUGUGCCUUUGAACUUUUCUUGAUUCCGUACUCAGGGUCUUUGUGUGGUACAUUUUGUUCUCCUUUUUUACACUGAUGGAAAUUGAGGUUCUUCUCGUUGGAUUCAGGGAUAUGUUUCCACAAGCAAACUUUAGAUUGUAUUGCUUAGGUUUGUAACAUGCCCCAUGUUACUGGUUGAAAGCACGAGAUUUUCAAGUUUCAUUUUCU
Amborella trichopoda is the source of this 1969-nucleotide messenger RNA. Its product is annotated as protein CANDIDATE G PROTEIN-COUPLED RECEPTOR 7. Gene Ontology annotation, cellular component: Golgi apparatus; membrane. NCBI's taxonomy places the organism in Eukaryota, Viridiplantae, Streptophyta, Magnoliopsida, Amborellales, Amborellaceae. Gene Ontology annotation, biological process: transport. The record is from RefSeq and is a predicted model, not a curated record.